This is a messenger RNA of Gamsiella multidivaricata, 986 nucleotides long. RefSeq lists its product as uncharacterized. The coding region runs from base 61 to 957 and encodes 298 amino acids. NCBI's taxonomy places the organism in Eukaryota, Fungi, Mortierellomycota, Mortierellomycetes, Mortierellales, Mortierellaceae. Gene Ontology annotation, molecular function: protein binding. The transcript has a single exon. The record is from RefSeq and is a predicted model, not a curated record.
AUUUUGUACAUCAAAUAAAAAUUUUCCUCGCACCCCUCUUCUCUGCCAUGUUCAUUGAGUAUGCUUCAUUCCACUGCUUCUUUAACGACCCUUCCUUCCGAAAUCCUCAGUCUCAUCUUCACACUCUCCUCGAAUCCCUCACUCGUUCUCACCUGUCGAGAUCUCUACCAAACCCUCUCUCCUCUCUCAAGGUCAAUCGCGACCAGGAUCGACUUUCUGCUCAUUCGGUACAGGAAUAACUAUGUCAAGGCCGUCGUCAAGGGACUUCGCUGGGUGUUUUUCGACCUUGAGCUGUUGAAUGCGCUGGAUCGUGUCUAUCGAAGGGAUAUUGCACAGAAACAGGGAAGCGCACGGGAAGAGAGGCGUCCAAAGGUCCUGUCGUCGUCAGAGCUCUCUUUGAACCCAUCACGUAUCGCUCCCGUCACAUCGACCUCUGGAUCGACAGAACCGCCGCGCAAAAAGAGAAAAAAAUACCAGGUUCUGCCGCCAUCCUCUACUCCUUCACAAUCAAACGACAACAAAGAUGUAGAUUUCUCCGUCGACGACGUCAAUACAGGCAGACUCCAGGAGGAGGCUGUUAUUCCAAUCCCCAAAGACUUUCCAAUGCCCCGAUGGCUCUUUAAAUCAGGCGAGAAUAUACCACUGGUUCGCGCUCUCCUUGCACGAGGAGCAUCACCAUACCAACCAUCACAUUAUCCGCUGGUACGGGCAUCUCAGCGUGGCGAUGUCGAGAUGGUGAAGAUGCUCCUUGCAGCUGGUGCUCCACCCGAGAUGAAAGCGUUGCGAUGGGCCUGUGUCGAGGAGCAGAAUGAGGUGCUGGAUGUAUUCCUGGAGCGUGGCAUCAAGCCCGAUGGCCAAUGUUUGAGCUGGUGCGUAGAAAAGGGCAAGACCAGGAUGAUCGAUCGGCUGCUGAAGCUGGGCGUUGUACCUGAUCUGAAGACGGUACUUGGGUUCUGAAGAGGCAUUGUGCUGCAGUAGACAGUUCA